This is a messenger RNA of Knipowitschia caucasica, 471 nucleotides long. The record is from the annotation of a GenBank genome assembly. Lineage: Eukaryota; Metazoa; Chordata; Actinopteri; Gobiiformes; Gobiidae.
AUGACCCUCGCCAAUCUGGAUGACUUCGAAAAAGGCCUCGGGGAUGUGGAGAAGAAGUUUGUUGAGGGCUUUCGAGAGGGCAUCUUCUGUGGUCAUCGGCUCACUCACGUGGAUGAACACGGCUUCUCCGCCUUACGAGCGCAGUAUAUUGGUGAGAUUAUGAAGUCAAUUAAAAAGAGAUUCCCUUCUGGGGAUGUGAGCCACAUUUCUGACCUCGACACUGUCCUCAACGCCUCUCGUUUUCCGAACACAAACAGCGCGCUGCAGGAGUACGGCUUGGAUGCUGUCGAGCGCCUUGCUGACUUUUAUGGCGCGCACCCAAACGCAGCGGUCUCACUCGUUGAAAAGGAAAGGAUGGUACGGGACUUUCGCUCCGUGAAAUGUGUGCUUGCAGGUUCAGCCCUGCACACAUUCAAUUAUGAACAGGCGAGUGCUCAGUUUAAGUCCACAAAGCCGCGAAAGAAGGUUUAA